This is a messenger RNA of Oncorhynchus masou masou (cherry salmon), 12728 nucleotides long. Its product is annotated as msx2-interacting protein-like. The record is from RefSeq and is a predicted model, not a curated record. Gene Ontology annotation, molecular function: mRNA binding. NCBI's taxonomy places the organism in Eukaryota, Metazoa, Chordata, Actinopteri, Salmoniformes, Salmonidae. Gene Ontology annotation, biological process: regulation of transcription by RNA polymerase II. Gene Ontology annotation, cellular component: nucleus.
UACGAGCAAGGGUGCUGCAUCUUUUUAGGUAGCUACAAGCAUUAUUUCGACAGCCAAAGGUCGCAUGGUGUCAGGGACGCGCCUAGUCACGGGAAUGGUAAUAGACCGCAUGCUCGUACACCCAGAUCGCGCACAGUAAAGGAAAUCAAACAGAGUGCAAUAAUUGAACCUAAUGGUUACAUUGGUUCAGAACAAACAGUUGAUGAUCUACGCACAAUACUUUGCUGCGCUCAAUUUCGCAACGUAUUUUACUUUGUAUCGGAAAAUAUAAGGACAUCACAAACUCUUCUGUAUGAUCGGGGGACAGGAGCGCACAGUAUGGUCCGUGAAACCAGACAUUUAUGGGUGGGAAAUUUACCCGAAAAUGUACGAGAGGAGAAAAUCAUUGAGCACUUCAAGCGAUAUGGACGUGUGGAGAGUGUCAAGGUCCUUCCAAAGCGGGGGUCAGAAGGUGGAGUUGCAGCCUUUGUUGAUUUUGUGGACAUUAAAAGUGCCCAGAAGGCUCAUAAUUCUAUCAACAAGAUGGGGGAUAGAGACUUGCGCACUGAUUACAAUGAGCCAGGCACAAUCCCUAGUGCCGUGAGAGGGCUGGACAAUAGCCUGUCCUUAGGCUCUCGUGGGCGGGAUGUUUCAGGGUUCACAAGGGUGGCAGGGGACCUGGUGUAUGUGCCCCCUGCAUUGCUCCACAGCAGAGAGGGACGCUAUGAACGCAGACUAGACGGGACUGCUGAAAGUCGGGAUCGAGCAUAUGAUAACAAUGCCUACGGACAUCACGAGCGUGCUGGCAGUAGCUUUGACCGGCAGCGUCACUACGACUCAGACUAUUACAGAGAUACCAGGGAGAGAAUGCUUAACACUGGCUCCGGCACUGCCAGUGGAGGUGUUGGGGCUGGCUCUGCAGGGGUCGGUGGAGGAGUUGUAGGUACUUGCGUCAGUGCCUGUGGAACAGGUGGUGGGGCUGGGACUGUGGCUGGAGGAAGUGGAGGAUCUUCAUCGGUUGGUGUGGGAUAUUAUCGUUCACAUAGCCGGAGCCCGAGCCACUUUGAUACACCAGAGCCUCAAUAUGAUACUCGUGCCAGAGAACCCUUUAUACUGGGCAGCAUAGAUCACAGGGAUCUGUACCAAGAAGAGCAGGGACGACAUGGAGAUCGAUCUUACCACGACAGUCGCAGCCUGUCUCCACACUCUUCACAUUCACAUUCACGUAACCUCUCUCCACAAAGGUUCGCGAGUCCAGCAUCCUGGCCUCCGCGCUCCCACAGUGGCACUGGCUCUCGCAGCCGUUCCUCCAGUUCCAACUCUGUCAGCAGCGUCAGCAGCACCAGCAGCAGCACCAGUGGCAGCAGUGAUUCCAGCAGUAGUUCGAGUGAUGACUCCCCAGCACGUUCAGUUCUGUCUGCUGCCGUCCCUGCACCUUCAGCUCUGGCUUUAUCUGCCGUUGACAAGGAUGAGCCUCGAAAAAGUUUUGGUGUCAAGGUUCAGAAUCUUCCUGUGCGUUCUACAGAUACAAGUCUGAAGGAUGGCCUGUUCCAUGAGUUCAAGAAGUAUGGGAAGGUGACUUCUGUGCAAAUCCAUGGAGCUUUAGAGGAGCGCUAUGGACUUGUGUUCUUUCGCCAGCAAGAGGACCAGGAGAAGGCCCUUGGCGCAUCAAAGGGGAAGCUGUUUUUUGGCAUGCAAAUUGAGGUCAUCAUCUGGAAUGGCACUGAGACUGAAAGCGAGAAUGAGUACCGACCUCUGGAUGAGAGGAUAGAUGAAUUUCACCCCAAAGCCACACGAACUCUGUUUAUUGGCAACCUGGAAAAGACCACCAGCUACCAUGACCUUCUCAAUAUCUUUCAGCGUUUUGGGGAGAUAGUGGAUAUUGACAUCAAGAAAGUUAAUGGUGCCCCUCAGUAUGCCUUUCUACAGUACUGUGACAUUGGCAGUGUUUGUAAGGCCAUAACGAAGAUGGAUGGAGAGUACCUUUGCAACAAUAGGCUAAAGCUGGGAUUUGGAAAAAGCAUGCCCACAACUUGUGUUUGGUUGGAUGGUUUAGCCUCCAACAUCACAGAGCAGUAUCUCACUCGUCAUUUCUGUCGUUAUGGACACGUUGUCAAGGUUGUAUUUGACAGACCCAAAGGAAUGGCCCUUAUCCUGUAUAAAAACAUUGAAUAUGCACAGGCCGCUGUCAAAGAGACCAAGGGUUGGAAGAUUGGUGGCAACAAAAUUAAGGUGGACUUUGCCAAUCAGGAAAGUCAGAUGGCUUUCUAUCGCUCAAUGCAGGCAUCUGGGCAGGACAUUCGCGACUUCUAUGAAAUCCUAUCUGAAGGAAGUGAUGAAUGCAGGCCUCAAUAUGAGUUUGCAAUUGAACGGCCAUUCUUUGACAACAAUGUGCGAACACCUGGAGGAGCCUUAAUAGAAGACCCCCGUCGCAAGUUACCUGCCAGGAACCGCGAGUCCUACGCUGAAUGGGACCCAUACCAGGGAGAUUUCUAUGACCCACGUUACUUUGAUGACCCGCGUGAAUACAGAGAUCACAGAGACCCUUAUGAGCAGGACAUCCGCAAAUACAGUUACUUGCAGAGGGAGCGUGAGAGGGAGCGCUUUGAAACAGACCGUGAACGUGACCAUGGGCGGAGGACAAUUGAACACAGCCAGAGCCCUUCUCACCCUAAUUGCCCUGUCAGUCCUACAGUGUCCCCCUCUCUCUCUGAGCGUCUACCAAGUGACUCUGAUCGCCGCAUUUGCUGUAGAUCCUCAGAGCAAAGUGGCAGCUGCAGUUCACUCUCACCUCCAAGAUUUGACAAGCCUGACAAGGAACACCCUGACCGGUAUAAUAAGAGUGAUAAGCCAGAGAAGGAGAGAUCCUUUGAAGUUGAACGUGGUAUUGGCGGUGAAAAGGAAAGGCGGGCCGGGCGCAAGGAGAAGGGUGAAAAGGAGAAAGGUGAGAAGCUGAGGAAAUUUAAGUUGCUAUCGCCCAGUAUUCCAUCGCCUGAGACGGACCCUGAACUUGAAAGAGAAGGUAGUCCAGGCCUUCGAACCAAAGUCAGCAAGUUUCCUCCUAAGGAAAAAGAAGGCUCGGGCAAAGGACAGCUAGACCUACCACCUUGUGUGGUGCAGCUAACACGUGUGAAGGAGAAGGAAGGAAAAUCGCUUGGUCAUGCUGUCCUAGAAAAACAAAAACGUGGGAAUGACAGUAUUCGGCUUGAAUCACCCUCAAGUGACCAGAACAAUCCUCCCUUUCACAUAAAGCCUCAAAAAGGAGAUAUAAUCAAGCAUGGAAAGGUGCCCAAAGACAAAAACAUGGCAAGACUGGUUGAAGUUGUAGAAAAUGAUGUUAAAAUGAAAGCCAAAAUACAUAUGAAAGCUGGCCCUGGGUUUGAUGGUUCUAACUCUUUAGAUGUUGACCGUCUAGCUGCACGAAAGAGGCGUUUUGAAGAAUCCAUGCUGAAGACCGAUCGACUGAAGAGGGCCAGUCAGGAAGAGGAAGAGUGUGGUAGAUUGGGACUCAGGAAGCCAGCUGAGGAGGAGAAUGAGGGUGACAAGAGCCUAUUGCAAAUAGGGAUUCAUAAGAAAGAGCAUUGCAAAGCUAAAUCUGAGAGACUUGUUACUGUUUUCAGUCCUAAAGAUAAACAAGAGUCUGAUAUUGUCUCCAUGGGAAUGGGCCUUGGACUCAGUUUGGAACUUCAGUCACGACUUCGAGAGCCAACAGAAGAUGAAACCGAUCCAUUAGACCCACCCUGUCUGAAAAUUGAGUUUUGGGGAUCAAAAAUCCAGAGGAGUUCAAGUCUCAUGAAAAUCCCUGAUGAUGGGAGUCUUGACCAGGACGCAUUCAAGGUACAGCCGCAAGAAGACAAUGGUGGGCAGGGUGUAGGACUAUACAAAAGCAGAGGGAAGACUGAGGAACGACUUGCGUCUGACAUUGACCACUCUCAGAGCUGCCCAAAACAAAUGGAACAGAGCCAAUGGCUUUGGCAGAAGCUAGAAGAGCCUGACAAAUCAGAUAAAACUGAAAGCCCACAAGGCAGCAACACAGAGGACUUUGAACGUUGCAGUCUGUUGCAUGAGGUAGGAAAAUCACGUCAAGAUGUCACACAUGAUUCUCCAUCUAACAAACGUAAGAAAUCUGAUAGUUUUAACUUUGACUUGCUAAGUGCUAAGAGAGAACGACACCACAGGUCUUCCCAGGAAUUAAAUGAAGACCUUUGCCGGAGUGUCACAGCCUUUUCUGGCUCUGGUCACUUUCCCUCAAAUGAAGUGUAUGCUUCCCAGUUAUCACAAUCAGUUACCAAUAAAGAGACUAAAGACUCUCCUAAAAAAGAGGACAAAGUCUACUCGCAUGUAGAUUCAUUGAAAUACAGCUUGGACGUGACACCCAAUAGUCUCAGUUCCCCGAACAUAGAAUUUCCUAAGUCUAAGACAACAUUGCUUGGGUGUGAUGAGGAGCUACUUCAACGGUGGGAGAGCGGAAUCAAAUCUGACAUCCUCAGAAUGGACAUGACAUUCCCCAGUAGCAUUGUGAAACGUGAAAGCAUUCGCAAACGUCUUGUGCGUGAACUAGAGCCUGGAGAAGUACAGUCAGAUUCAGAUCAUGAUGGGGAGAACAAAAACCACUCCACUAAGCCCAACACUUCACUGUCCUCUAUCCUCAGGGAACGUGAAGAAAGGUUGACAGACCUGAAUUUCUCAGGCUCCCUGGAGAAGAAUAAGUUUUAUUCUUUUGCAUUAGACAAGACUAUAACUCCAGACACAAAAGCACUUCUUGAGCGAGCCAAGUCAUUGUCUUCCUCAAGGGAGGAUAAUUGGUCCUUUCUUGACAGAGACUCUUGCUUUGCAAGUCUUCACAGUAGAUCAGACAAAGAAAAGGCAGAGUCUGCACCACAACCUAUCCCGUCUUGGUACAUGAAGAAGAAGAAGAUUCAUACUGACUCUGAAGGUAAACUGGAUAACAAAAAGGAGGACCCCAAAGCAGACGAUCAGCAACGGCAAGAGCUGUUUGCCUCUCGUUUUCUUCAUAGUUCAAUCUUUGAGCAAGAUUCACGGCGAUUGCAACAUCUUGAGCGCAAAGAUCCAGAUCCUAAGUCUGGAUUUGAUAGACAUCUUUCCAAACAGGAUUCUGUCGAAGGACAACCUGAGCCAGGAGGAGUGGACCUUCAAGAGCCCAUAGUGCUUUUUCAUAGCCGCUUUCUAGAGCUUCAACAACGGAAGGAGACCUCAAGGGACCACUUUCCACCAGAAAUUGAAAACAUUGAUGUGGUUGAUAAGAGUGAAGGAGAAGUUCAGAAUGAACAACAAGAAGGCUUUUCCAAAGUUUCAGAGUUCAUGCAGAAGGCUGAUAUUAAAUCAGUCGGCUCUUCUCUCAUCCUACCAAUUUCAUUGUUUCUUCCUUUACCCAGAGAGAUAUUGCCACAGCAGGAGAAAGAGGCUGUUUUAACUUACUCAUCUGAACAGACUGUCUCACGGAUUAAAGAGGAAAAAGUGGAACAUAAUCGUGAUUUGUCCCCACCCCAAUCUCCUCCACUAGUAGAGAUCCAACCACCAUCCUCGAUUGUAAUCACACCCCUACGGUCUGUCCUUUCAGAGGCUGAGGUUAAAGUUGAACCUAGAGAGGAACUAUGUGAACCCAAAUUUACAACUGAGAGCAAUAUUACAGUGGAUCAUGUGUCUUUCUUUGAUGAUAAGCUUCCCACUCCUGGUGCCUCAUUAAGUUGUUUUGAUGCAGAGGCUGCCGAAUUCCCUUGCUCUGCUUCCCCCAAGAUUGAAGAGAAUAUGAACAUGGUAAAGAAAAAAACAGAUUCUAAGGACUUUGAUACACCUCAGAAAUAUGAAGCUUCCCAUGAGGUUCACGUGUCAGUUUCAGAGGCUGAAAUGAAACCAGCAAAGCCAAUUCGCAAACAACCCAAGAGUAAAAGGGCUAAGCCAAAUGUGUCCGAAACACAAAUCCUGAAGCCCCCCGAAACCGUUGUCUCUGAGAAACCAGUUACCCGAAAGAGUGAGCGAAUUGACAGAGAGAAACUGAAAAGGUCUUCAUCUCCACGAGGAGAAAUAUUAUCAGAGCCUAUAACCAAGUCACCAGUUCAUGUCCUUGACCCUGAGAAUGAAUCAAGCCUAUUCCUCGGAAGGACUAGACGCCGAAAUGUUCGGUCUGUUUAUGCCACACCAUCUGAAGGGGAGGCCCAGCCACCAGGUAAAGAGGUGGUGGAGUAUUCCCGCGCCACACGUAAACGUGGUGUUGACAAAGAACCAGUGCAGCAGCUGCAGCAGGACACAUUGAACACAUCUACUAACACAAGGCGAGGUCGCCCAUCCAAGUCACGCAGGCGAGGGGAAGAUGUGUCACCAGUGAAAGGAGACUCACAGAAAGCAACCGAGGAAGACAUUGAUAUCAAAGAGCCUGUGAACACUGGAGAGGGUUUAAGAAUGUCUGAGGGGUGGCAUUCACCUCGUAUGCAGAAAGUGCAGACCGCUCAAGUCUCUUCACCUACUGGAACCUCUGUUGGCAGGAGAGAAAGUAGAGUAGACAAACAAUCUGAGAGUGCAACAUCAACAGGAGAGAAGUCGGGUGAUAAUACUGAAGUGCCUGAGCCCAAAAUAAAAGUUGAGUCUGAAGAAGCAGGGACAUUAUUAGAGGAAGCAAAGCAAUGCUUGCCAACACAUAAAGACAAAGAUCUAACUGAUCAAAUUGCUAAAAAGUUAUCUGAAAGGGACAUUGAGAGGAUAGAAUCUACCCAUGUAGAGAAAAGACAACAAUCUGAAAAGAGUGGGAAAGUAAAAGCACCAAGGUUGACACAAAAUGCCAAAUUGGUGACAGAGGAUAAAUCGCAUUGCUUGAGAAACUUUGAGAUUCGCGUAAGCGUAGAUGAUGUGAAAGGGUUGCUUUGCUCUGGGGAGGAUGAGUCUGAAUCUUUUGAGACCACUGUUAAAAAGGCCAAACCAGGAACACCAGAUAAAGAAGAAACAAGGACUCAGUAUCUGAAAGAAGCAGUAGAACUCAGCCCAGAGGAAAAGGAAGUUCUAUUAGACCCUGAACCACCGGUGGACCCAGCAGCCGCUCUUUUGGCACGUCAGAUGGAACUGGAACGGGCAGUGGAGAAUAUUGCCAAACUUACAGUUGAGAAACCUAUUCAACCCUAUAAGGAACCACCUGCAGAGCCAUGUACCCUACUGCCCCCUGUCACUGUAGAAAUGGAGGGGGAGAAGUCUGCUAAUCCUGCCAGUGAAACCGAACUGGCUGCUGCCAUUGAUUCCAUUACUGCUGAAGACAUACCUACUGAUACAGAUGGGUUCACAGCUCCUCCCACUUACACUGCACUUGUUCCUACCCCAGAGCCCCUGGUCUCCCCCUCUGCCGAUUAUGUUUUGGAACCAGAAAAACAUGUUGUUGACCCAGACCCAGAGAUGGGAGUUCUGAUUCCCAGUGUCAAGCCCUUGAUGCCAGAUGCUAAAGCCUCUGAAUCAUCUGUUUCUGGGGCCUCUGCCCAAGAUGAUUCCCCUUCACCAGAAACACCCAAGAAAACAGGGAAAGCAGUCAGAGCUAAGAUUCCAAAGAGGUAGGGACGAAAGGCUUGUAUCAACAGGAAGGGAGAGACUGCUGAAGAUGUACCAGAAGCUGAGACCUCCCCUAUCAAGCCAACAGAGUCCAUUCUUGAAGAUAUGGAAAUAAUCAACUCUAAGGCAGCUACUGCUACAGCAACAGUGGAUGUCACAUGCACCAUGACUGUGGACACCCCUAAGGAGGCAGAACAACCUGCUGUGGAACAACCCGUACCUGAAGAAUCUGCCUUUCACGCUAGCACCAAGAGUCCUCCUCAUUUCAAAACGUUUCAACUAUCAGCAGUAGCCCCUGCUCUUUCUUCAUCCCUUGCGCUCAAACCAUAUCCAACCCAUUUGAAUGUCCCUCCACCCCGCCCCGGCAUGAUGCCUGUUUCACCAGACUGGCUUCCCAGAUCUGAAGAAAGUAGAAUUCAUGCUACUCCUGCAAUUCAAGUUAAUGUAGUCACUCCCUCUGCACAAGCAGUAACUGCACUUGGGAACCAGUCAGCAAAUCCACCCAUGCCUCCUGAUACUAAGGCAUCGGAUAUUGACCCUAGCUCCAGCACUCUAAGAAAGAUCCUCAUGGAGCCGAAAUAUGUAUCAGCAUCAAACAGCAAUGCCAUCCCUACUACAGUCUUAACGACAACGCUGACAGACAUUCGCAUGUCAGAGAAUGAGAACUCGUCUGACACAAUGACCACUUGGAACAAGCAUCUUAAAGACAGAACCUCGCCUUUGAUACCACAUCCCACUUUUCAAAAACCUUCCCCGCUCACAGAGACCCAGCAGAACUUUGGAGAGAAGAUAGUCCAUUCAGUAAUUUCUUCGCCUACUACCUCUGUCAUCAGCCGGAUUCCAAUGCCCUAUGAUACUGAGGAAGCACCUCGAAUCUCCCUAAGUAACCGUAAUGCUGGCCUAUCUUUACCCAAACAGAAAUUCGGAUCAAGUAUGAACGAGAACAAUCGUUACCAUGGAGUGGAUGCGGCAGUGGAUUUGAACAGCAGAGGAUGGUCUGUAGUUGAGAGCACACCCUACAACACAGACUCCAGUCCUGGCCUCAGGGUGAAUACAUCACAGGGUGUGGUAGUACUAAGUUACUCAGGGCAAAAAACAGAGGGACCUCAACGGAUCAGCGCCAAAAUUAGCCAGAUCCCACCAGCCAGUGCAGUUGACAUAGAGUUCCAGCAGUCUGUCUCUAAAUCUCAGAUUAAGCAAGAACCGCUUACCCCAUCCCAGCCUUCCACCCCCAAGGGACCCCUGACACCCACAGGGUACGGACACCCUGGGGUACUCUUAACUGGCCAGUCAUACAAUUUUCAGCCUGUCAUCUCCACUAUUAAGCAGGAGAGUCCUGGUUCUGACAAGUCAGAGUCGUCAUAUCACACUGGACUUCAGGGUAGCACAGUAAUGAUGAUUCAACCAAAGAUGAUUCAACAACCGGUCACAAGUCCUCAAGUAUUGAUGUACAAGAAAGGGCUUGGAGUAGAAUCUAUACCAAUGCUGGCGGAUAUGGCAAAGGCACACCAGACAUCCAACCUCAGUCCAAUCAUGAAUCCACAUCACCCAUCUUUGACUGGAAACCGUAUGAGUCCUAGUCCCAGUACCCCAACUGAUCAGUCAGUCCCACACCUCAAGCAAGAGCCCUAUUCCCCUCGAACAACAGGCCACUCACCUUUUGCCAAAGUUUGCCCUCCCAGCAACUCAAUGUCCCCCCAUGGCAGCUCUAUGGUUUUGCAUCCUGGUAUGCCUGAGAUGUCUCUGUACAUCUCCAGUAUGCACCACCCCCACCCAGAGCAGUCUGUUAUCAUGACCCCAGUGUCGCAUAGCGUCACCCAGUCAGUGUCUAUGGGUCGCCUCUCUCACGGCGAGGUCAGGAUCAACACCCCACACCUUUCUGGAAUGAAUUACGGAAGACGGGUGGAUUUCCUACCAUCUUCCCACACCGGGCCCCCUCAGCGCUCCAACAUGCCAGCCGUGAUCAGAGACAUGGUGGUGCAGUCCCACGUGGGCCCCACUCGGGGAGCCUCAGACUGCAGCGUCGGGGAGGACAUAAGGCACUACCACCAGGGGCUGUGCAGAUCCUCCACACCCCAGCUCCAGUCAGAUGUGAUGAUGAUGCAGGCAGAGAAACGGAGAGGGCUGCAUCACGCAGGUCUACGUCUGGACCAGUCCAGCAUGGCCUCCCGAGACAUCAGAGACAUACGGGACAUGCGCAUCCUGAUGCACCAUCAGCUAGGAGAGCACACCAUCGCAGAGGGACGUCAGUCACGAACUCCUGAGGCAGGAGCAACCUCAAUUACCAACAUCUCUGCUGCUUCCAAUAGUCCCUUGGUUGGAAAAGGCAUGACACAGAUGGGGAAGGAGACUCCCAAACCAUUGGAAGCAAAUAUGUCUCACCCACCUCAUACCGAGAGCAGCAGGAUCAUGGGCGUCCAUUCAUCCGUCCCUGUUAUGGUAUCUCCUCAUCAUCAUCCUCAAGGGGUUCAGCUGAUUCAUCCAGGCGGCGCUGGCUCCUUUCCAGUGUACAGGGAUAUGCGGGGCUUCCACUCCCAGUUUUCCAGUCACUCUUCGAUGGGAUUUAACCUGGCUUCCCGCGGCAUCACACCUUCCCAGGAUGCUGAUCUCAGCCACAGGGGAAUGCUGUCUCAGUCACUAUCUGCUGGGUCACUUGGUGGAGGAUGUGAAACCAAAUCGGACAACUCCCACCUCCAUCACACAACCUCCAUGGACCUAUCCCACAUGCCCCGGAUACAGAGGGACACCAUUUCACCCUCUUAUACAUCUCCCAUGGCUCUCUCCCACAAGCAAGAGCUAGUUCUGCAGAAGGGCCCACCAGUCUUCAUGUCGAGCCCUCCAGCAGCACCCCUCUUAAGUUCCUCGGAGUUGCGCCCUGAGGGUAAACUGGGGCACUCAGGAUACCGGUCCGUCGAUAUGGUGCAGCUUUUAACGACAUACCCCAUAGUGUGGCAAGGCCUGCUGGCACUGAAGAGUGACUCAGUUGCCGUGCAGCUCCACUUUGUCUCUGGCAACAAUGUGCUGGCUCACCACUCACUGCCGCCCCUGGAGGGAGGUGCCCCACUCCGCAUUGCACAGAGGAUGAGACUGGAAGCGUCCCAGCUGGAGGGCGUGGCUCGCAGGAUGAUGGUGGAGAAUGACUACUGCCUCUUGCUAGCUCUGCCAUGUGGACGAGAUCAGGAGGACGUUCACAGCCAGACCCUUCUCUUGAAAGGAGGCUUCAUCACCUACCUACAGAAAAAACAGGCAGCUGGGAUCAUCAACGUCCCCAACCCCGGCUCUAAUCAGCCGGCAUAUGUGGUGCAGAUUUUCCCACCGUGUGAGUUCUCAGAGAGCCACCUGUGCCGGCUUGCCCCCGACCUUCUCAACAGUAUCUCCAGCAUCUCCCCUCACCUCAUGAUUGUCAUUGCCUCCGUGUAAUACCUCUCCAUAAAAAAACUAUAUUUUCUUGAACCCACCAGAACCAAGCCAACACCAGCCUUUUAGGACUUUCAUCCAGUUUAGAAAACUGGAAAUGCCUCAGUUUGGAUGGGUUUAACCAUUUUUUGUUUUAAAAAAAUAUUUUUUCUCUUCACCGAGUCCUUAAAUCAUCCUACCACCUCUGAUUCCACAAAUCUCUGCCUUUACUGAGAGCAUACGGAAGGGUGGAUUAGGAGUUUUGAUGAUCAAUUCUAUGAUCAUCCAUUUCGCUUUUGCCAUUGUUGAAGUUUAACUGGAUUGCGUCUUGAUUUUCUAAGUAUUGAAAGGGACAAGGGAACUAAAUUAGAAGGAUAGCUAAGGGAUGUUUUUACUCUUAUCUAAAUAAUGUUUUGAUUUUAUUUUUUUUGCGUAAUGACUGGUCGGAAUUGUUUUCUAUGUUGAGAAAACAAAAUCAAUAGGUAAAUCAAAAACAUGAUAUUUUUACAGAUUGAGAAAAAGAGAACACAUAUAAGACAUGCUCCAGUGACCAAUCUUUUGUACUGCUUUUAUUAUUCUACCAUCUGACAAUUUAAUUUCCUUCUACUUCAUUUCCAGUCAGCUUUCCUCAAUGUUCCCCAGGAAGCUAUAUGGGAACUUUGAGUUGUACAUGCCUCAACACAGGACUAAAUAUAUAUUUAAAGAAUAUAGAAUUUUUAUUUGCCUCCUUUUCAAGUCUAAUGUUUAAAGAUUAAAAAGAUUUAGGGAGACCAAGUGGAUUACAUGACAGAUUAUCACUUUUAAAAUUUUAGGGAGGGGGGUGGCAACUGACAAGGAUCCCAACAAAACUCAGUUCAGUGACAUUUAUGAACCCUUGUUUUUAGAAUUGAUUAUGUGCCAAAAUGUAUUUUUCAAAGGAAAAAUCACCACAAUGUAUCUAAAUAAUCUGAACCUAUUUUCAUACUUGAAUUUGUAUUCGUCACUCAGAUCUACUGUAAUAGCCUCUGUUUUUGAUUAUAUUUUCUUCAUCAGCCCAACCUGUUACAGCCUACUGCUACUCCAUUGUGAAAUCAUGUCCUCAUUUCCAUUGAGUACCAUUAACAGUUCUAUUUGAUGUUGAAUUGUGGAUACAGUUUAGAAAACUAGUAAGCAUAGUCCUUCUCUCUCCUCGUGUCCUCCACUGCCCCAUACUGCUCCCCUGAAAAUACUCCUGGAUACCAAUAUGUGUUCCCAAAGUCAAAAAGCAAAUUACUAAAUGACAGCUGUAGCAUGCUUAACUUGAAGAAGUAAAGGGGAAACCAAUCCAUGAGGCAACAAAUGUGACUUAAACUUUAAACAAUGCCAGGAAUGGAUGUGUAAACUGUCCAUCUCUCUUUCCUUUCUCUGAACUAGUGUCUCCCUGAGCCAAUGCUGUAAAUACUCAUGUUCCCAAUCUGUGCUCUUGUGUACUUUCCCGUAUUACUGUCUCCAUUCAGGGUCCUCAUAUUUUGAUUUGUGUGACAAAACAAGGCAGUCUGAAAGAGACGCAGCUAGUUGUAAACCGAUGCAGAAAGUAAACCAUGAUUCUCAGUUUUUGUGCUGUAAAUAUUUAAAUUACUGCAGGCUGAAUACUCUCAUGGUAAUGUUGAAGGCACUUAAUUUUGAUAUACAAAUGACAACUAAAUACAACAAAAAAAUCUUAGACUGUCUUUUGAUCAAAUCUUAUUUCAUAAUUUGUGUAUUUUGCUGUUCCUCUAUGAGGACAUUUUAAACUGUAAAAUGGUUGUUUAACAUACUUACAGAUCAUUAAAUGGUCUGUCACUCUC